Glycine soja is the source of this 2083-nucleotide messenger RNA. Its product is annotated as RING-H2 finger protein ATL47-like. Bases 598 to 1587 code for a protein of 329 amino acids. The record is from RefSeq and is a predicted model, not a curated record. The transcript has a single exon. Lineage: Eukaryota; Viridiplantae; Streptophyta; Magnoliopsida; Fabales; Fabaceae.
UCCAUCUAUCACGUCUUCCUUUAUUAUUUCCUUAUAAGCCCCCCAUAUCCCCUUCAUCAAUCAUCUUGAACAAUUAGCUAGUGACUUUCAGCAAGUAGAAAGAAAAAAGGAACCAAGUUUCCUUACUACACCUUCCACAUAAACAACCACAACAUUUUCUUAUGCUUCUCUUCUCACAACAGUGACUCUGUUGCACUGGAAUGAAUCUUCCUCACAGCACUUCAUAAUCACAAUCUUUGUUCCCUUCUCCAAUGUCAAUGCUAGAAAAUGCCACCUUGGCCAAAGCACCUGCAAAAUCCAAUCAGGAAUAUCAGUUUUCAGAAUAUCUACAUGCAAAAGUCUACUAGGUCGGCAUAGUAGCAAGAGUUUAGAUAAUUUGUGUGAGAUCUUAGGUUCAAAUUAUAUAUAUAUAUAUUUUCCAUGGGUCUUUUUCUUUGAAGAUAAUUUUGUUUUGAGUUACGGUUGAACACUAAAUGGGUACAUCUCUUUAAGGGGAAAUUCGAAUCUUGUUCAUCGUAAGACUAACCCCUUCUGCUGCAAGACAUAAUCCCCAUUUGUCAAACUCGGUGUUCUACAAAAGAAUAUCCAUCUGCCAAAAUGCGCAGCAUCAAUGGAAAGUUGAAGUACUCAUCAUAUUAUCCUCAAUCUCCAUUCUCAGCAUUCGAAGCUCCCAACGAUGGUAACAUUAGCAAUAACAAAGAAGCAACAACGCCAUCAUCUCUCAGCAGAAUCAGUCCACUCAUUUUACUGGUCAUAAUAGUUCUAGCAGUUAUCUUCUUCGUCUACGGACUCGUCCAUUUGAUUCUGUGGUUUUUCAUGAAGAGGCCAUUAUCACCUUCAUCUCUCUAUAGCUACUCCAACAGGUUCCACGAAAAUUCCACGCGCUCCCGUGUUCUCCAAAGGCAGCUUCAGCAACUCUUCCGCUUGCAUGAUUCGGGUCUCGACCAAGCCCUCAUAGACGCUCUACCCGUUUUCUAUUACCAAGAAUUGUUGGGGUCGAAGGAACCGUUCGACUGUGCCGUGUGUUUGUGCGAGUUCUCCAAGGAAGACAAGCUGAGGUUGCUUCCUAUGUGCACGCACGCCUUCCACAUGAACUGUCUUGACAUGUGGCUCCUCUCGAAUUCCACGUGUCCUCUUUGCAGGGCAUCUCUGUCCGAGUAUAUGGAGAAUCAGAAUCAGAAUCAGAAUUCAAUGCUUAAUGUUGGAAAUUCCAACUCUUUGGUUUUGCCCAGAGGUGAAGAAGAGAAUAAUGGGUGUUCAGAUAGUCAAAGAUCAGUGGGGAAAAGGGUGUUUUCUGUUAGACUUGGAAAAUUUAGAAACAGUGGAGUGGAGGGUGGAGAGGUGGGAGGGGAUGGUGGUUGUAGUUUGAAUGAGAGGAGAUGCUACUCUAUGGGUUCGUAUCGGUAUGUGGUUCGUGAUUUGAAUUUGCAAGUAGUGUUAUCUCAUGGUGAUGAUGUUUUGGAAAAUGGGAAUGUGGAGGGGAAGAGGAUAGGGGACUCAACCAAAGGUGAGAGCUUCUCUGUUUCCAAGAUAUGGCUUUGGUCCAAGAACACCACAUUUCAUGACUCUAAUGCACCUUUCCCUUGAUUAGUUCUUGCUCUAAGAAUUGCAUCAUAAGAGCUAAGCGUGUGUUUGGUUAAACAGCUUUUAUUUUUCGCGGUGCCGGCAAGGUAACUCUUUGUUGCUUCUGAUUUUUCAAUUAUUCAUUGUGAUUUUGGGAGCUGAAAUUGAUUGUGGUUGGUAUCCAAACACACACUAAGAACAAGGUUGAAACAUGUGAGGAAGCUAGAUUUUCUAUCAAGAAUUGCAUGGAAAUAUCAUAUACCAUUAUAUACUCAGGUUUAUGUUAGAUGAUACUAGUAUUUGGGCGGGAUUCUUUUUAUCUCUCUCCACUUAGUACUCGAAUUACAUUGAUCUAGGUUGAAAAGAAUGGUUCCAGCAUUUCAAGCUGUUGGGAGGAUUUUUAUUCUGGAUCAUUGAUAUGAGAAAGAAGUAUUGUAACAAAUUCUGAGUAAAAUUGUUCGAUAACAUUGUGCCAAGAAAAAAAAAAAAAAAAAAGAGUCCAGUAAUGAUAUUCUAAAAU